Messenger RNA from Oncorhynchus kisutch (coho salmon), 2476 nucleotides. RefSeq names its product homocysteine-responsive endoplasmic reticulum-resident ubiquitin-like domain member 2 protein. Gene Ontology annotation, molecular function: protein binding. The transcript is spliced from 9 exons. Bases 624 to 1637 code for a protein of 337 amino acids. Lineage: Eukaryota; Metazoa; Chordata; Actinopteri; Salmoniformes; Salmonidae. The record is from RefSeq and is a predicted model, not a curated record. Gene Ontology annotation, biological process: endoplasmic reticulum unfolded protein response.
UGUCAGUGGAAUAUUAUUACGUAGUUUCCGGUAUUACGCCCCGACCCACCAAAAAAAACUGUCGAACUGGCAAGGAGCAGUCUAAAGGGGUCGAAAAUACACAAAGAAUCUUCAAACCCCAAGAAACAUAGCUGCUUCACUCUCCACCAGGAUUACAUCGUGAUUGGACACAGGACCAUCUCCCUGCCAAUGACAGCUCUUUAGAGGGGAAAUGUCCAUGUCAAACAGUCACUGGCUGAGCUGGACUUGAGAUCACAAUGAUGAAGAUGAUCUGAGGGAUUCUUCCUCCUCAGGUGUAGGAGGCGGGCCCUGUCCUUUCCCAUCCCCUUGACACACCCAUUAAUAUGAACCAUGGACCCAGGAGCAGUUGACAGUCCCGUCACCUUAGUUAUCAAGGCCCCCAACCAGAAGUAUGACGACCAGACAAUAAACUGUUUUCUCAACUGGACGGUGGAGAAACUGAAGAGUCACAUCUCAAAUGUGUACCCAAGCAAGCCGGCUUUCUCAGACUGACAGUUGUGUUGUCUUAGUCAUCCAAGGAUCAGCGGCUGGUAUACUCGGGCCAUCUCCUCCUGGACCACCUGCAGCUGAGGGAUGUCCUCAGGAAGCAAGAGGGUUAUCACAUGAUGCACCUGGUGUGUGCCUCUCGUACCCCUCCAGCGUCGCCCACGCCGCACUGCUCCGCCUCCAGCUCUUUGACCUCUGACCCCGGCUCCAGCUCUGGGAGUUCAGACACUGCUGGCUCCACCUCCCAAGCCACAGCACCAAAUCAGGACAGUCAGUCCGCCGCCUCCUCAGUAACAGGAAGUUAUGAUGGGCUAAGGCACCGUGGAGUCUUCCCCCAAUUUAACCCUCAAAAUCCUUCCUCUACUGGUAUAAUGCAAUGGCCAGAUGGGACGCAGGUCCCGGUACAGGGGGGUAUGGCUGCAGGUGUGCCCCCCCACCCCAUGUACAUGCCCAUGCAGGUCCUCUGGUGGCAGCAGAUGUAUGCACACCACUACUACAUGCAAUAUCAAGCAGCAGUGGCGGCCUCACAGCCCCCCUCCACCCCUCCCUCCUCCCCCAGUCCCACCCACUCCCCCCAACCUGCACAGCCAAAUGAAGCUCCGCCUCCCCUGGGGCCUAACCCCGCCCCUAACCCUAUCCAAGAGGACAGGCCGGCCAAUCCCAAUAUCCAGAUGAAUGCCCAGGGCGGGGCCGUGCUAAAUGAGGACGAAUUGAACCGUGAUUGGCUGGACUGGAUGUACACAGUCUCCCGCGCCGCCAUUUUGCUCAGCAUCUUAUAUUUUUACUCCUCCUUUGGCCGCUUCGUCAUGGUGAUAGGCGCCAUGCUGCUCAUCUUUUUGCACAGGGCUGGUUGGUUCCCUUUUAGGCCAGAGCUGCAGAACCCCGGAGGAGGAGGAGCGGGGUUAGCUCAUCAGGACGAGGCAGAGCGACACCAGGACAUCCAGGAGAUGGAGCGGAUGAUGGAUGAAGGGCUGGAGGAUGAGGAGGGCGACAGUGGAGAGGAAGGCCCAGAGGACCCGGCAGCUCCCGCUGCCCCCCGCCACCACGGCUUCCUGGCAUCCACCUGGUCCUUCAUCAGCACCUUCUUCACCUCUCUCAUCCCAGAGGGACCCCCCCACCCAGCCAACUAAACCAGGGAGGGAGAACCUCCCUCCUCCCCAGCAACAACCUCCCAUGCUGCCAACUACCAGACUGUAAAUAGAGCUGCAGUGUGGGAGAAGUCUUGAAUAAAUCAAUGAACAAACUAACAUGUUAUGCCAUGUUAAACAAGCUAACAUGUUAUGCCAUGUUAAACAAGCUAACAUGUUAUGCCAUGUUAAACAAGCUAACAUGUUAUGCCAUGUUAAACAAGCUAACAUGUUAUGCCAUGUUAAACAAGCUAACAUGUUAUGCCAUGUUAAACAAGCUAACAUGUUAUGCCAUGUUAAACAAGCUAACAUGUUAUGCCAUGUUAAACAAGCUAACAUGUUAUGCCAUGUUAAACAAGCUAACAUGUUAUGCCAUGUUAAACAAGCUAACAUGUUAUGCCAUGUUAAACAAGCUAACAUGUUAUGCCAUGUUAAACAAGCUAACAUGUUAUGCCAUGUUAAACAAGCUAACAUGUUAUGCCAUGUUAAACAAGCUAACAAUGCUUUAUAUUCCAGAGGCUUCUCUGAUUUCAUCAUACAAACUGAUACACACACACUUUAUUACCUUUGAUCAUGUCUGCUCAUUCAGAUUUUGGUGUCAUUGAAUGGCCUCAAAGGGUCGUCCAUUUUAAGCAGUGAUACAGCCGUUGCAUUUAUCGUUUUGUUUUUUGAGAAUAGAUAAAAGGACAUACACCUAAAUGUGUAUGAAUAUUUCAAUGACUCUAGCACACAUGUUUCUCUCUGUGUAUAUGAGCAUUAUCUACUUACAUAUAAGUAUCUACAUCUUAGCUCUUGACAAAAUGCAUUUUUGAAUAAAAGCCUUGUGGUUUCAUAUGUGUGAA